UAAUAGUGACUUACAUCUUAUUCAAGGAACACAUUUGAUCAGUUCUUGCUGUCGCUGGAUUGUGAUCGGAUCUGUUUUUUCUCUGGAUAUCUGUGAGACUGAAGUCAAUCUGGAAUGAGGGCUGCCAUCAUCAUCUUCAUCUUCAUCACUCUCUGCCUGAUCUCAGGUCAGGUACUUUGUUUCAGUGUGUUUGGAUGCACUGGAGGGAGUUUGAUGUUCAAGUGCCCAUACCAGAAUGAUCAACAUAAAGAGAAGCGUUUCUGCAGAGACAGGAGCUGUAAGAUGGGCAUCAGUACUGAGCUUCAGCGUCACUGGGUUUAUAACGGGAGAUUCGCUCUGUAUGAUGAUGAAAACAGCAGAUUCUUCACUGUGUUUAUCAGGAACCUCAGCAGAGAGGAUGAUGGGGAAUAUACAUGUGGAAACAAUCAGACAUGGAGUCGUGAUGUUGAGUUAAAGGUGAACAGCGAGUCUCGUUGUGGGACGUCUGUUAUCCUGGACAAGUAUGUUGGACAAACAAUCACUUUCCACUGUGAAUAUGAUGAUAAGUUUAAAUCACACACCAAAGUCUUCUACAGAAUGAAUGUGGGUCCUGUCCAUGUGCUGAACAGCUCACAGUCAUCACAAUCAUCUGAGGAGAAGUUCAUUCUGUCUGACAGUUAUGAAGAUCAUUUUAAUGUGACCAUUAGAGACAUUUCUGCAGACGACGGAGGAGUUUAUUCAUGUGGAGUGGAGAGAGACGGAUCAGAUGAUCGACCUUCAGAAACAUCAAUUACUCACAUAACCUUCAUUAAAGAGAUUCAGCUGAAUGUUAAAAGUCGAAUCACUUCUGUCCUGGUUCAGGCCUACUCCAGUAAAUCCAUCUUCAUCACGUGUAAAUUUCCACAAGAGUUCAAAGGAAACAAGAAAUUCAUCCAGAAAGAUCCAUCACAGAAGAUCCCUGUUGAUGAACAGAAUCAAUGGGUCCGUCAUGAUAAAGUUCACAUGUAUGAUGAUUCCAGUGAAGGACUUCUGAAGGUUUUUAUCAGUGAUUUAACAGCAGCUGAUGAAGGAACGUACAGGUGUGGAGUGAAUAUCGCUGGUGAUGAUCUGUUCACUGAGGUCAAACUCACAGUAAAUCAAGUUGAUCAUUUUCAUGCAUCAAGUAAAGCAUCUGCUGUUAUUGGCGAAAGUGUCAAACUCACCUGCGAUUUCCCUGAGAAACACGACGAGACCUUCAAACACAUCUGCAGAGAGAACGAGAAGAAGAUAUGUGAGAACAUCAGUUCAUCAGAGCAGAAACGCUUUGAGUUUUCUGUCAGUACAGCAGGAGUUUUUACAGUGAUCAUCAGUGACGUGAGCGAGAGAGAUGCUGGAGUUUACUGGUGUGGAGCAGAAACCAGAGACACACAUCUGACUUCUGUCUCUCUCACCAAUCAACAUCAACUCACUGUGACCACAGUUGGACGUGAAGGAAAUUCAUCAGAGAUCAAAUGCCCUUAUAAUGCAAAACAUGCAAAAGAAGUAAAGCAUCUUUGCAAAGGAAAGUGUUUCACUAAAGAUGCUCAAAAUAUCAUUCAAUCAGAUGAAUCCCAUGUUAAUAAACCAAAGAUUUCAGUAAAGGAUGAGCCUGAACUCAAUCUCUUCACCGUGACCUUGAGUGACCUGAGAGCAGAGGAUGCUGGGAUAUACUGGUGUGCAGUGAAAGAUGUGUUUAAUCUUCCCUAUGAACUCAUGAUCAUCAUGAAAGAUGCGGUCACUCAUGAAGCGUCUGUCGGAGGAUCAGUGUCCAUCAGCUGUAAGUUCAUCAGGAAUCACAUGAGUCUCCAGAGGUCGUUUUGCAGAGGAGAUCAGACGAAUAUCUGUGUCCGAGACGGAGUUCGUGUUUCAUCGAAUAAGAAAACAAAUGGGCGAUUCUCUGUGACUGAUGAAACCUCAGCUGGAGUCUUUACUGUGAACAUCAACAACCUGACAGAAGAGGAUUCUGGGAAAUACUGGUGCGCAGAGGAGAGUUCUGGGUCGUUCAUAUUCAUUGAAGUUCAUCUACAUGUGAUCAGAGAAACGACAUCUUACACUAAAAGAGAAACAUCCCAGGAUAAAGAAAAGUCUGAAACUACAACAUCUUACACUGAAAGAGAAACAUCCCAGGACAAAGAAAAGUCUGAAACUACAACAUCUUACACUGAAAGAGAAACAUCCCAGGACAAAGAAAAGUCUGAAACUACAACAUCUUACACUGAAAGAGAAACAUCCCAGGACAAAGAAAAGUCUGAAACUACAACAUCUUACACUGAAAGAGAAACAUCCCAGGACAAAGAAAAGUCUGAAACUACAACAUCUUACACUGAAAGAGAAACAUCCCAGGACAAAGAAAAGUCUGAAACUACAACAUCUUACACUGAAAGAGAAACAUCCCAGGACAAAGAAAAGUCUGAAAUUACGUCAUCUUACACUGAAAGAGAAACAUCCCAGGAUAAAGAAAUGUCUGAAACAACAUCAUCUGACAACAAAAAAGAAACAUCCCAGGAUAAAGAAAAGUCUGGCUCUUUUGUGAUAGUUGUGGUUUCUGUGGGUUUGAUCCUGCUGGCUGUGUGUUUAGUGCUCCUGUUGCUCAAAAUAAAAUACAACUGUAAACAUGGCAUCAUUUCAUCAUCAGACAGAAGAGAGGGAGGAGAUCAUGACAUGGCUCAAGAAGAGAUUCAAGACUCAGAUCCUGCAUCAACUCCUCUCGAUUCGACAGUCCAGUUACCCACAGUCCCGUCUGAUGGGCUCCUUUAUGCUGCUGUCAGUUUCCAGAAGCAUGAAGAGUCUGGCGUGAACUGUAGCGUCAGUAAGGAGGAGAUUCACUCUGAUUACGCAUCUGUCAAACACAGCAUCAUGCCAAACUAAUAUUACCAUUGGAGUUUUGUUUUUUAUACAAAUCAAGAAUCAUGUCAGUGACUGAGAAUAUAAUGAGUUUCUGCAACAAUCAUUUGGUUUCAUUGAGCAAGUCAUUGAGCAGUUGGCGACACCUACAGGUCACUGUUGGGAAAUAAACUGAAAUGUUUCUCUCAGGGACUGAAGGAAACAUUGACUUCUAUUGAUUUUUUUUUUUUUUUCAAAGAUCCUGUUUGAAAUGUUUAACUAAAACCUAAACUUAAGAACUUAUUUUUAAAAUCAUCUUUAAUCUUUGUGAGCAUCAGUUCACCAGAAGUGAAGCAUUAUGUUGUGAGCAAUAAGCCGAUCUGUGAUGAUCGCUGCCGCUCGGAGGAAGAGCAAGAAAAUAUCUGUAAUGACAGAAAAUGUAUCAUUAUAAAUGUACUUGAUGUCAUAUAUGUUAGUAGGCUGUUAGUGUCAUACAUUUUAGUAGCACUGAGUGGGCUUCAUAUGGCAGACUAAGUCCACCAAACCAGAUAAUGAAAUCGGUUUAAACUCACUUAAAUAAUGUACUAAUGGGGGUGGAAUGAUAUAAUCAAGGAUAAGGCCUGAAGGUAAAAUACUAGCUUUAAGAGCAUCAAUUUUGUUAAUGAAAAACUCUAAAAAGUUUUCGCAUAUUAUCUGAGUAAUAUCAAGGCCUGUAGUUAUGUCAGGAUUUAAAACUAGUCUUUUGUCUUGAAUAAUGCUUUAGGAUUAUUAGGUAUCUUCUUAAUGAGAUCAGAGAAAUAUUUUAUCUUUGCAGCUUUAACAGCCUUCUGAUAUUUCAGUAUAUCAUAAGACAACUUGUGUGUACUGUUGUUCUUGUACAGUUGUUCGUAAAACAAAAGGAUCAAAAAGGAAGAAAGUGGUAGACAAAUGUGUGUAGACACACAAGUAAAACUAGGAAUAAGGCAUUUAGGAAACUUAUGAGGACAUUUAUUCAAAAACUAAAUUUCAUAUAUAAAAAGCACAAGCAGAAGGAGAUUUAAUAAGACAUUCAAAAAAAGAGUCACUGGAGACAUUUUUGUAGAUCAAUUAGGGAAGAAACAGACAUUAGUCAAGUAUGUGGCAUUAUUAGGAAGAUGAGAGGAAUAAGUUAUACAGUUAUUUUUUUAUAACUUUUAUAAAAAAAAGUUAUACAGCCUAGUUGAGAAGGCAGAAUUUUUUUUUUUUUUUUUUGGGGGGGGGUUACUGUGCACUUUUACAGAGAACAAAUUAGGAAGCAUAAUAUAGGCAUAAUGGAGGAGAAAAUGUCUUCUGAUAAUACUCCUAAAAUGAAAAGAACUAUAAGAUCAAACAUCUCCUGGUAAAGAUGAGAUAUGCUUCACUAUGAUAUCUGAAUCAUGUCUGAAUAUUAUUCUGCAUUUGUAUAGUGAAGUAUGAAGGACAGGAAAACUCACAGCUUCAUGGAAGCGUUGUGUUAUUGUGCCAACUGAGAAACCAUGUGAAAACAGAUCAAAUGCUGCAAAUUACAGACCUACAGCACUGACAACUAAUGUAUGUAAGAUCAUGAAACGCACAAGUGUGUAUAGACUAAAUUAUGUGAUAGAAAAGACAAAUUAUUAUGCUGAAAAUAAGAUUCACCAGAUCGGUAGGCCUGCAUGGUGACCACAACAACGAGUAAUCCACACCAAAAUCACGCAUAAUCCACAAAUCAGAUUAAUCCAAGCAACGUUAAUAAUCCACACGACGAUAACAAACAAGGUUAUAAAAACUCAAGUGCCUAGUAUCCAUUUACAAGGAGGCAUUAAUCAUCUCUUGAGGUUUAUUGAAGAGCCCCAUAGAACAACACUGUUUCGGUUAGUUUAAAGUGUUAAAAUUAACACUAAAGCCGUGUUAAAGUUAAUGAGAUAAUUAAGUGAUCAAUUGAGUGAUGAUUGACCAUUAUUGAAGAUAACUAAUGUUAACAAGCAGAAUCACCAAAGGAGAAAAUCACAACUAAAGCAAACCCUGAUCUCCAUAAUGGUGACUUAAUAAUUGUGAUUUUCUCCUUUGGGGUUCUGCUUGUUAACAUCAGGUCUCUUCAAUAAUAAUCACUCAAUUAAUCACUUAAAUAUCUCAUUAACUUUAACACUGCUUCAUUUAACACUCUCAUUUUAGCACUUUAACACUCUUGAGUGUGGUCUCACAUAUAUUCCGAUGAGAGUUCAUUUAAUACUUGGCUUUUUUAUGUGUAUGUUGUACUGACAAAUGCUUAGUUGAGGCUGAAUCAUAAAACUCUGUCAGAUGUUGUACAUUUACAAUUGUUUUACUGAUGAUUUCGAUUUUCUCAGAGAAGAAAUUCAUAAAGUCCUUAUUACCUUACUGUAAUGGAAUAUUCAGUUCAGAUGAUGUCUGUUUCUUUCUUAAUGAAUGUUUGGAAAAUGUUAGAACAACAAAAAAUUGUUAGCUGGUUUUGUUACUGAUUUACUGAAAUUGCAUUAUAAUGUUAUAAAACAAUAUCUAUGUAAACACAAGGUCAAUGCUGAACAUUGUGUGGUUCACUGCCCUGGUGAAGAAAAGGGAGAGAAAGUGUUUACUUAACUGAACUGACUGACACACUGCAACAUCUGCAGUCUGAGCUCACCUGAGAGGAGAAAACAAUGGAGGCAAGAAUAAUAGGAAACUACGGAGCCCCGCACAUGACAUGCAAGAAAAAAAUUAAAUCGUGCGCACGAUUUACUAUUUCGUUCCCUUGAUUUACUAAAACAUGCGCACGAUUUACUAUUUCAUUCCCUCGAUUUAAAAAUCAUGCGCAUGAUUUAGUAAAUUGAGGGAACGAAUUAGUAAAUCGUGCGCACGAUUUCGCCUACUAUUUUUUUUGUGCAUGUCAUGUCCGUGGCUCCGUAGGAAACUGAAUAGGAUUUUUUUUGUGUGUGUGUGUGUGUGUGAAUAUGGAUCAGUUUACUGGUUUAAUUUAUGAUUCAAUGACAAACAUGUUCUUGUUAUUUUUUUAAUACAUUGGUCUAACCAGACAUACUAAUUUACAUCGGGUUGAUCAAGUAUAUUUUGGUUUGUUCAAAAAUA
This is a messenger RNA of Ctenopharyngodon idella (grass carp), 5877 nucleotides long. Its product is annotated as polymeric immunoglobulin receptor-like. The coding region runs from base 115 to 2865 and encodes 916 amino acids. Lineage: Eukaryota; Metazoa; Chordata; Actinopteri; Cypriniformes; Xenocyprididae. The transcript is spliced from 19 exons. The record is from RefSeq and is a predicted model, not a curated record.